AUGACUGAUAAGGAUGGCUUAUCGCCAUCCUUUGUGGAGACCAUAGCAGGAUUCACAGCGGGAAUAGUCUCUACUCUCUGCCUGCAUCCACUGGAUUUGAUCAAAACUAGAUUGCAGGUUGAUCGAUCCUCUCAUUCCCAGAUUGGUGGUUCAAUUCGCGUCAUUCGCGAAAUUUCUCAGCAUGAAGGUGGACUACCUGCCUUUUAUCGAGGCUUGACACCGAAUUUAAUUGGAAACUCUACUAGCUGGGCUCUGUACUUCCUUUGCUAUGGUAAUAUCAAAGAUGCUUUGCAGUCUAUCCGUGACUGUCGGGAAUCGGAGCUUACUUCGUCGGAUUAUUUCGUUGCAUCGGGGCUUGCAGGUCUUACUACGUCUGUGUUGACGAAUCCUAUAUGGGUAAUCAAGACCCGCAUGUUAUCCACCGGCUCCAAGGCCCCGGGAGCCUAUGUCUCCUUUACCAGCGGUGUAAUGCAAAUAUAUCGUUCAGAGGGUAUAACCGGCUUCUACCGAGGUCUUUUACCGGCCUUAUUCGGAGUCAGUCACGGAGCUCUUCAAUUUAUGGCGUAUGAGCGGUUGAAAGUCUACCGUUCCCAAAUGGUUCCGGUUCUGCGCCCCGGUAACGACAGCGCUGACUCAGGAGGAGGGCCGACACGACGCUUGGGGAACCUUGAUUUCUUCGUGUUUUCCAGCCUUUCGAAGAUAUUUGCGGGUUCUGUCACCUAUCCCUACCAAGUGUUGAGAUCCCGUCUGCAGACGUACGAUGCUCAUCUUGUGUAUCGGAGCGCCGGUGAUGCGGCCAUGCAAAUCUGGAAGAAAGAAGGCCUGGCUGGCUUCUACAAGGGCUUAGGCCCGAACCUCCUUCGUGUGUUGCCAAGCACAUGGGUUACGUUCUUGGUAUAUGAAAACACAAAAGCCUAUCUGCCCCGCUUGGCUUCAGGUCAGUAG
Aspergillus clavatus NRRL 1 is the source of this 945-nucleotide messenger RNA. RefSeq names its product putative mitochondrial folate carrier protein Flx1. The transcript has 3 exons. Gene Ontology annotation, cellular component: mitochondrion. NCBI's taxonomy places the organism in Eukaryota, Fungi, Ascomycota, Eurotiomycetes, Eurotiales, Aspergillaceae. Gene Ontology annotation, biological process: nucleotide transport; folate import into mitochondrion. Gene Ontology annotation, molecular function: FAD transmembrane transporter activity; folic acid transmembrane transporter activity. Bases 1 to 945 code for a protein of 314 amino acids. The record is from RefSeq and is a predicted model, not a curated record.